GGCCUAUGAUGUUAGACUUGAAUAACUGGCCUGCUGUCAAACAUCAGAAGACCAAAGUGUCGUUGCUCAACUAACUGGAAAUUAUUUGAUUAUUGGUUCAGAAGACGAUUGAUCAGACGCAAAAAUAGCCCAACAAUGCAGUGAGGAGGUAAUAGUCGUUCUAUUGAAGCAGCGUUUUUAGACCAGGCGGUUACUUGGGUUCGUUGCCAAAUGAGAUCUAGUGUUAGUCCGAGUCCCACGGUGGGGUAUCUUAUCAUCUACUGCUUGGUGUCACUGUCCCUUUCAUCCAACCAGAAUGAUGCAGUAAGCAGCAGGCAUGCUAUCGAAAAUGAAGUACAACCUCCAAAAGAGGUGGCUGUUCAUCCUAGAGAGAAGGAGAGUGUGGAUUCUAAGGAAUAUUUGAUGAAAAUAGAAAAUCUUGACUCUGUAGAACUGUCUCCAGUUGUUACUGUAGACACUUCCCACCAAAGGAUUCUCCCAACCACUGAACAUCCAAUAGUUUCGGAAGACAGUAACCUGACACCAAGUGAAGUGACAGUUCCUGUGGACAAUGGAGACGCGGAGCUGUCGGUACCGAUGGUUGAGGUUUUAACAACCCUAGAGAAUGAAGAGGAAGCUGUUUAUGCAGAAACUUCGGUGAAUGAUGUUUUACCUACAGAGGCUGAAUCUAUUGUCCAGUUGGAAAAAGAUCUAGGCACAGUUAAUGUACUUAACGUAACUAAUAAUGUAACCCGAAAUAAUGAGAGUGGAUCUAGUGAAGAUGACAUUCCGUCGUUCAGCGAAUGGACAUUAAAAGUGUUAGCCGAAGAAGAAAAGUCUGGUGCAAACGGGAGUUCCGGUGUGCAAACUUCUGUCAAAAUAUCAGCCACCCCAAAAUUGCGGCAAAAAAACUAUGCUUCACCGGAUUGUGGAGCAAAGAUAUUGGCCGCCAAUGGCGAAGCUGAACACACAUCUGCUGUGCUGGAUCCAUCCAGAGAUGAAUAUUUUUUAAGUAUCUGCUCGGCCAAAAUUUGGUUCGUCAUCGAAUUAUGUGAAGCCAUUCAAGCCCAGAGGGUGGGCAUUGCCAAUUUCGAAUUAUUUUCGUCAUCGCCUAAAGAUUUCCGUGUUUACAUAAGCGAUCGCUACCCUACCCGUGACUGGGCUUUGAUUGGCCUGUUUACUGCUGCCGAUGAAAGAUCCAUUCAGAGUUUCACACUCGAACGCCAGCUUUUCGGCAAGUUUGUCAAGGUAGAGUUGGUCAGUCAUCAUGGCAAGGAACAUUUUUGCCCAAUAUCGCUUUUUCAUGUCUACGGUAACAGUGAAUAUGAAGUACUAGACAAUGAAGAGGAUUCUCGAUCGGGAUCAGUUACACACCGCCAUGAAGAGGAUUCCACAGAAGAAGAAAUGCUUUUUGAUUUGCUGCAAAAUAAUAGCAGCAACAGUGAUGUUGUCGUAGAAGGUCGUAAUUUAUUUGGGAGUGCUAAAGACGCUGUUAUCAACAUAGUGAAAAAAGCUGCAGAAGUUCUUACCAAAAGUCCUGCCCCGCAUAGCGUGAUGGUGUCGAUCAAUGAAACGGGUAAAAACGAAGAAGAUAACCGCACCACCUGCUAUACAGCGGUUCAUUCAGUCAAUGUGUCAAGAUCGGUGAACGGUUCUCUCAGCUGUGAAUGGAAAGAAUUAACUUUUCUUUCCUCAUUGUCAUGGCUUCAGCCAUCUAUAGUGCGCCAAUGCCAGGCAGAAUCUUCUGAUCAAGUGUUCUCUUCAAUGGAACUUGCCUUUGCCCAAUCCAUUUGGAAGCCAUCAACCAUUCAAGCGCUCUGCCACUUUAUCUUGCCAGAAGAGUCACAUGUUUCAGCCUCCUUGGAACCAGUCAUUCCACUAAUUACCGAAUUUGAAUUGCCUGAAAAUUUGAUUCCUUGUAGUGAAGUUCCCCAAGCCAAUGAAGCAGAAAGCAAUCUUGACGAGCAGCCGAACGCUGAACAAAGUGAGCUUGAAAGUUUGGAACAGUUGUUCGCUGAAGAGAUGGAUACGGUGGCAACGGCACCGGAAGAUGUGCCAAUCGGAGUUGAAGGAAAAUUAGGUGAAGGAUUCAUAAUUGAACCUUCAAAACCGAUUAGCACAACAGCAAGAACAGCAACAAAAAGAGCAGCAGCAACACCAGGAGCAGCAACAGCAAAAACUAAAUAAGGAGCAGCAACAACAACAACAAAAUAGGAGCAGCAGCAACAGCAACAACAGGGUCGUCAGCAACAAAUGCAAAAAGAAUCAGUGUUUGUCCGCCUAUCUAAUCGCAUUAAAGUACUAGAACGCAACAUGUCGCUCUCUGGACAAUAUUUAGAAGAACUAAGUCGUCGGUACAAACGCCAAGUUGAUGAUAUGCAAAAAUCCUUAAAUCGUACACUGCAGACUUUAAACGAUACGUUGCAGCGCAUGAGCACCCAAGAAGCGCAUUAUCAACUCGUCUUAGGACAGCUUCACGGAGAUAUGGCCGAAUUAAAAACUUCGGCCAUCAAACUGGCAGAAGAAAAUGUUGCCCUUCGAGCUCAGACAAUCGAGCAACAUUUGUUUCUCAUGGUGGUUGAGGUGAUUAUCAUAGCAGUUCUAGUCGUGUUUCUCUUACACCACUUUAACCGCCAUCAACCUAAUCUACCACCUAAUCUUGGCAACUCGCCAAUUCAGCGACAAAAGGAUCAUCAGCCUGCUCCAUUGGAUUUCAGGCUCGAGGUCGGCCAGAAGGUUGAAGAAGUUGAAAUGGUCAAAAAGACUUCACAAAUGUCCCUGAAGUUAUCUGAAAAGACCUUGCAACCAUACAAGACAAAAAUGCAGGUCAGUCCGGCUCCAAGUGUCGCUGACAGCUCGAGCUCCGGGUGUGAGUCGGCUUUUAGCUUUCCUAAUUCAAAUUGCACAACAACUAGCCGUGACCCAAGUCCGGUUGAUGGUAUUAAAUCGCGAAGCAAAUCGGGCAAGGCUGGUAGCAAAAAACAACAAAAGAAAAAGAAACACAGCCUUAGUUUCAUUCCGAGCGAUAAAAAUUCCAUCCAUCAUACAAAGGAUGUUAGAUCGGCCACCAUGCAUCCACCCAAAAUUCGGUUGAAAUCUGACAAUUGGGAAUGGCAUUCACGAGCUAAAAUCCUUGCUGCCCAGUUCAUCAAGGAGAACUACCAAACAACCGGAAUGCGAAGUAGUUUUUGAAAAACAAAAAAGCGCAGAAUCGAUAAAAAAAAGGGGGGAAAAGAAUCCGUACAGUUGGAUAUGAAAAAUUUCUGUCUCUCUUUUUUUAACACGUUUCUUUUCCAGAAAAGGAACAUUCGUUGUAAUUUUCUAGACUAGGAAUUGGUUAAAAUAUCGACAGGGAAAAUGCCUUCUGCGACGUGACAUGGGGAUAUCCGAAUUCUUAUUACAUACCUUUUUUAAACGAUUGUUAUUCCUGCUCUAGUCGCGACAAUUGGAAAUGGAAAAAAAAAUCUUUCCUUUUAUUUUAUUUUGCGAAAUUGUAGGCUAUUCUUUGUGAUAUUUUGAUGACUUAUAUAAUGUGCUUUACAUGUAUUUCUCUUUCCAUCCACAAACUUGCCCGUUAAGACUGACCGUUAAGACACGAAAGCAGAAAAAAAAAACUUGACGACGGAGCGAAAAUUCUCGUCAUUGUUAAAUAUUGAAGAACCCACCGGUAACUGGUAGCAUUUUAGUUGACAACCGAUGCAGGGAAAACUAAAGAAAGAGACUGUUGAUUAAAUUUUGAGUCAGCACGAGCAUAAAUUGCGGUGAUAUUUAAACGAUUCAAUGGGUUCUGUCUGAAUUUUCUCCUACUUUUUGCAUCACGGCUGAAGGUGUUUGUUUUGUGUUCAUUCUUUUAAACGAUAUACUCGCUUGCUGUUUCAAUACAAUUGGCUCAUUUUACAAUGCA
Molecule: messenger RNA, 3883 nt
Organism: Daphnia carinata
Lineage: Eukaryota; Metazoa; Arthropoda; Branchiopoda; Diplostraca; Daphniidae
Product: SUN domain-containing ossification factor-like
Biological process (GO): protein folding in endoplasmic reticulum
Cellular component (GO): cytoplasm; membrane
Source: RefSeq, a predicted model, not a curated record